GGGGCGAAUAGGAUAAAAGGAGACAGAGGGAGGGCUCAGCCAUAUCGACAAGUAAGAAUCAGGUGACAGCACACAAAAUCUGUUUUUCAUUUUCAAAACCGGGCUCUGUCUCGUCAUCAAGGUAACCCACGAGACAGAAUUACUACUUUUAUUUCAUCCGGUUGCAUUUGGAUGGACAGUUUGCAGAAGCUCUUACGCAACAGAAGCGUGGAGUUCGUUCGUGUGGCAAGAAAGAAGGACGAAAUUAAAGCAAACAUUUCUGUAUGCAUUUUUUUUAUUUUUGUUAAUCCCACUGAUUUUUGAAAGGAUUACCGGAGCGAAGAUGACAGAGAAACGGCUGGCUCGCGUGACAUUGCUGGGACUGAGAGCUGCGUAGACAAAUCACCUUGGAUCUUGUUUAGCACGACCUAAUGGAGCAGGGACACGCUGAAAAGAUGCAUCCAAAGUCCAGCUGCCCUGCACCCUCCGGGCUCCCCAUUAACUGGGGACUCAUCACCGGUCCUGUUCCUGAGCCCAUUUUCCCCACAGCCUCUCUGCACACCUCCUUUCCUCCUCCUCAGAGUUCGGCCGUGCAUUCGCUGCAGACCAAAGUCAAGUCGCUGACUCAAAGAAAAACGCGAGGGAGAGAAAGAGACAAGGACAGAGAGAAGUUGGACACCGAGGCGCACGUGAGCGCUCCUUCUGGGCAGAUUUCGUCCGAAGUCUUUCUCAGGCAGAGACCCAGAGGUAACGAUCAGCUCUCUGUGCCUUCGUCCUCCUGGAGAUCAGGUGCAGUGAAGGACUCCAGUAGUGAUGAAGAGGAGGAGGUAGAGGUCCAAGUCAGGCUGGAGAUCCACAGUCCUCCAGCUGAAGUGCAAACUGAGGAGGAAAAAAAGUUGGUAAAAAAUGAAGGACAGAGCAGUUCUAUGAUAGAGAAAAUGCGUGGAGAGGGCACCAGUUUGGAGAGUCUUCUCUCAGACAGCUCGAGUAGUAGUAAGGACGAUCCAUCUCCUCCUCCUGUUCCUCCUCCUCCUGCGCCUAUGCUCUCUUCCACCUGUUCAUCUUCACCGAGGUCCUGGGCUCCUCCGAAGGGCUUCUGGAGAGUAGCCCGUCCAGAAACACUGCUUCUCAACGGGGUUGGACCCCACAACAUACCCCCAACUUUACCUCUAAAGGACUACACUCAGAUAGAGGUGCAAGCAGAACCUCAGAAAAAGUCCAGACCAUCCAAGACCGGAUCCAGGGAUGAGGCAGACGAUGCCACGUUGAAGUUCAAACACUCCGACAGCGCAGAGUUAUACCUGAACAGGUGUGAGCAAAGAGAGGCGGACGUGGGCGAUGUGGCCAAAGCACCGUGCACUUCUGACAGCUGGGAGAGCACGUCUUCACAAAGCGGGGUGCUCUGUGCUGACCUGAAGCUCAGGGUGAAGGAGAGGGCCUAUGCAAAGUUACGGGAAAGGCAACGAUCCUGCAGGGAGAAUCACGAUCAGCCUGGAGGAGAAAGUGUCGAUUACUAUGGAGACAUAACAUACAGGGUGGAUUAUAAAGUUUCAGGUGACCAGGGGGUUCUGGACAGCACAGACUCAGCCCUUCUUGCUCAGGAACUUGAACCCUAUUUGAGGUCACUUCUUGUAAUCAGCGACGAGCUACCUCUAAGUCCUCGACAUGAACAAGCCAAGCGUCUUCUGGAGCGAGCCAGACUGAAGGCUCGGUCCACUCACGUCAAGGGUGACCGUACCAGACGCUCCCAAUCUGACCAAAGAUCCACAGCCAAGAAGCCAGAAAACGGAUCUCCCGGUGGAACAACAGAGCAGAAAGCUGUUGAAACCAAAGAGGACCCUCCAGCUCAAACGGUGUCUGGUCCCCUUCUUGUCCCCACUCAAAGAGACACAUCUCCCAGUGACCAAGCGGGUCCAUCUAGGCGAUAUGGCUGUUCGCCCACACGUGUGCGCUUUGAGGAUGAGUCUGAGAAAGAAGCGGAGUCUCGCUAUUUGGACCGAGUGAGACAGCGAGGCAGACCUGGGAUGCCCAAGUCCAAAGCAAAAGAAAGCACCACGGAUUCCAGCAGCAGCGGCUCAGAGAGGAGCAGAGGCCAGAGAAGUGUUUCUAUGCCACCUUCUCAGAAGCAGGAAGACCUGGUUCCAAGUAACGAAACAAAAGUGAUCAAGGAAAUAAUAGUGCUGGUGAAGAAAUGUGAAGCCUGUGGCGCUGUAGUUAGGGAACCUCAGACAGUCUCAUCACCGUCAGAUCCACAGAGCAAUGAACCACAGCUGUCUGCCAGCCUGGAGGAGCCACGGGGAAGAACAUCUCUGUGCUCGGUGCUGUCAAACAAAGUGGAGACAAGCACUCGUCCCAAAGCUCCCCUUACCGUCACGUUUGCUGGAGCUUAUGUACUGGGUGAAGAUAAAGAAACCAGCACAGGGUGGAAGCCAUCAGGCUUUGGGAAACUCAGGAGAAGAAGCAGGAAGGGAGAAAGUCGGUUGGAAUCGGGCCACGGCCCUUACGGCCCGUCGUGGGCUCAGAGGCGUAACUCGAACCCACGGAACAGGUUGAACUUAAACGCAGCCGUUUCCUUUGCUCCUGGAAGCCCCAUCACGUUGGAGCCCCAGCUACUGGAGGCCUCUGGUGGACUCAGAGAAUCACCCGCAUCUUUACUUCCUAUAAAGUCAGCACUAAAGUCAAGCUCAAAACAUCGCCCUGCUACGGGUCAGUCCACAGUUCAGUUCCAGAUGUCCUCAAAUCAAGGAGACGAAGGCAGAUCCCAGUCCCUUCUGGACUCUCUAGAGUCAAGAAGAGAGUCUCCGGUUACUCUUAACCAAGGAGCAGCAUCAACAAACAGCCCAGUGCCCUUCAUCAGGCCCUCUACCCUGAGGUACUCCCCAGUUAGACUCGCCUCAGAUCUGCCAUCUGCUGAGCUCUGGGACAUCACUCCAGAAGGAGCAGGUCUCAGCGGAGAGACUGGUCCUGGACCAGAGUUCCGCUCUCUCCGUGGCAUGGCCAUGUCUCGGUCCGAGGACCUCAGAGCUGAGCUGUUGAGAUCAGAACAUUUGAAAGCUGAGGCAUUAUGGGAGGAAAGCUCAGAUGGUUCCAGAAAACUGGACGGAAGGCCGAAGCUCUUUCUGCGUCGCUUCUUUUCCUCCAUUGGACUGAACAGCGUUGGCAGGCUUGUGAAAGGGGGUCGCUCCAGUAGCAUGGAACAGCUCAGCCUACCCACAGUCCCACGGGCAAGCUCAGCCUCACCGAGCCCCACCCGGAGACCUCAGCCAAGCAUCCGGAUACAGAGGACUCCCUCGCUGCAGACCCUGCACACGGUGCUGCCACUGGCCCAGCUCCGUAAAGCGUCCUCAGUGCAGAGCUUAGAAAGAAGAACUGAGCGUUCAACAAUACUUGGAGAAGUCCAGAUACCUUACGGCCUGGCACCCAGCCCUGAGAGCCCCCAGCUUGAGCUCCACAGGACCCUAAGCGUUGAAGACGUGGUUGUCUCUAGAAUGGUGCGUCCGGUGGGCCGAGUCACCCAGGCUUUCCCUGAUGGCACCAUCCUCCUGGAGCUCAUCAAACCCCCAAACGGCCCAUUUGGUUUUGUAAUAUCAAGGGGGAAAGGUCGACCAGACACAGGUGUGUAUGUUGAGAAGGUUGGUGACGGCAGUGUGGAGGGCCUUCUUGGCGUUGGAGAUGAAAUCCUGCAGGUGAACGGGGAGGUGGUGGCUGGACUCAGUUUGGACCAGGUGACGCGACUCAUGACCCGGGAGAGCAGCGCCUCGCUUCGGAUCCUGCCUGCUCGACGAAAUCAGCGCUGAGUGGUGGGAGGGACACGGCACGCCGCCGCUUCUUCUGGAGAACACAAUCCAAACAUGACUAAAUGACUGCAGCAUUGCAGUUUGAAGUAAUGGUUCAUCUCUUAUGAGAAUUGCAUAAAGGAUCUUUACUUUUUUAUGAACAAGAUUGGAUUGAUAAAGGACUGUAAUAUCUUUUCUGGGUUUUUUUCUUUCUUUUUUUGCUCUUUGCAUUUCGAAGCAGCAAAGCUUAGACUGAUCAGUAAUUUAGUUAAAUCUAGUGUAACAUUAUUUUCUCAUUUAGGAUCACUAUGAAAAAGCUGCACAUUUAGAGAAAAUAGCCUUUCUCCCAUCACCGGCUCUUUGCUCCCAAUCUGUGCGUCUAUUCUACCUCUUAGACUAUUCAAUUAGAUUGAUGUGCUUUUUAUUUCUUCUGAAAUAAAGCAUUUUAUUUUGGCAACUCUUUUAUUCUUGGAUUUCAUUUCAUUUUAAUAAAAAAAACAGAAAAAAGAGACACUGUGGCUCUUAGAUCAUGUUCUGGAAACUUAAGUGCAUCCUGCCAAGAACUGUGGUCAGAAACCAGUAACAUUAGAUAAAUAAAGAAUUUGUUGUCUACAUUUUUUACCCAAGCGUUAGAAGGAGCAAAG
Nothobranchius furzeri (turquoise killifish) is the source of this 4399-nucleotide messenger RNA. RefSeq lists its product as uncharacterized. Gene Ontology annotation, molecular function: protein binding. Gene Ontology annotation, cellular component: nucleus; apical plasma membrane; cell cortex. Gene Ontology annotation, biological process: regulation of cellular localization; centrosome cycle; establishment or maintenance of cell polarity. The record is from RefSeq and is a predicted model, not a curated record. Lineage: Eukaryota; Metazoa; Chordata; Actinopteri; Cyprinodontiformes; Nothobranchiidae.